AUGGCAUAUACCGUCGCUUCCACGGCAUCAAUGAGCACAUAUGGAUGGGAUUCCACUCCAACCCUCUCACCACAUUACUACGGUCUGUCUCCGCAGCCAUCACCUCAACCCUCACCACAACCACAACUGCAACAGCCACACCUACAGCUGCAGCUGCAACAAGAUCAAACCGACCAAGAGACAGCCAGCACAUUCUGGCGAUUCCUAGCAUCAUGUUCCUCCUACCUCGUGCUAGCAGGCUUCUUAGUCCUCCCUCUAGCAUUCAACACCGACGACGAAACCAACAAUGAAACCACAACAACAUCUUCACAAUUCAACUCCCACGCCGAUCCAACAACAACCAUAAUCGCCGCAUCCGUGCUAAUCGCAAUCGGCUACACAAUAACCCUCAUGCUAAUCUACUUCCAAAGACACGAGCGCCAAUACCUCCUCCACUCUAUAUACAUACCAAACACAACAACCUCCCUCCUCUCCCUCCUCAACAUCCUCCUCAACAUCCUCUGCCGCCACCCAACCCAAUCUCCGGGCCCAUUAUCCCCGCUCCAAACAACCAGUCUCGUGCUUCCUAGCGUCUUCGCAUUCCUGUAUACCCUGGGCGCAUUAUUCAUCUACGCAGGCGAUAUCUUCAUCUUCACCAGCAGCAGCAGCAGCAGCAGUCCUACCACCAGCGGUAGUGGUAGCAGAGGACGAGGAAAGAAGAGGAAGACUAAGAACCAAAUACUAACAGAAGAGGAAAUGCAACGCCAGCAGCUGCAGCGACUGUUGGAUCAGAGCUCGAGUCCGAGACGAGGGCCGAGCCCCAAGGUCGUGCAGAAGACGUUUCGCGUGAGUGCGCCGGAGAGGAUUAAUCCUGGGAAGGGGUGGGAUACGUUUACGCCGGAUUCGAGGGUUGAUGGAAAUGGGGGUGAGCAUGGGAAUGGGAAUGGGGGUGGGUUUGAGGGGAGGUGGGGGUGA
Aspergillus welwitschiae is the source of this 954-nucleotide messenger RNA. RefSeq lists its product as uncharacterized. Bases 1 to 954 code for a protein of 317 amino acids. Lineage: Eukaryota; Fungi; Ascomycota; Eurotiomycetes; Eurotiales; Aspergillaceae. The record is from RefSeq and is a predicted model, not a curated record. The transcript has 3 exons.